Molecule: messenger RNA, 2204 nt
Organism: Etheostoma spectabile (orangethroat darter)
Lineage: Eukaryota; Metazoa; Chordata; Actinopteri; Perciformes; Percidae
Gene: hsd3b1
Product: hydroxy-delta-5-steroid dehydrogenase, 3 beta- and steroid delta-isomerase 1
Exons: 3
Coding region: 567-1691 (374 amino acids)
Biological process (GO): steroid biosynthetic process
Molecular function (GO): oxidoreductase activity, acting on the CH-OH group of donors, NAD or NADP as acceptor
Source: RefSeq, a predicted model, not a curated record
CCUCUUUAAAAUCCUUUGCUGCCAAUAUUUAAAAUUUAAUGCAAGACCUUUACAUGUAAUAGAGCUUUUUUUUUUUUAUUGUUGCCUUUACUUAAAAUAUCUCAGCACUUCUUCCAUCAGUUAUUUCAUCUAGGGGAAUCGUGCAUGUUUAAAAGUAGAAGGUCCCAUCACCCCUCAGCUGUGUGCCACGUUUUUUCUCCACCUGUAGCAGAGUGCUAUUCCCACUUAAAUAAAAGAAUAACUUUCAUUGGGAUGUAAAAAGUUCCAGCCCCCCAGUUUUGGCAAGCUCCAAUUAAAAGCAUCACAUUCUGCCCUGAAGUGGUCCGACCCCUUUUUUCACACAGCCUUGGAGCAAAUAAAUUGUUGUUGGGUUUUUUUUACAUAAAGUGAGCUGAGCCUGGGAGGGCAGAAGGUACCGUCGCUCUUCCACAUACAGAACAGAAAACAUCCACGGGCCCAAAAGUUGUGUUCUCUUUAGUUUUACUUUGAGCUUUUUUUUCUUCUGAGAAGCCUUUUCAAGAGUUCCCUUGGAAGUUGUUUUUUUUUUGUCCCUACAUUGAACUGCGAUGUCUCUGAGAGGGGAAGUGUGUGUGGUGACGGGAGCCGGUGGAUUCCUGGGAAAGAGGCUGGUGAGGCUGCUGCUGGAGGAAGAGGAAAUGGCUGAGAUUCGACUGCUGGACAAACAAAUCCAGCCACAACUUCUAGACUCUCUGGAGGACUGUAGAGGCAACACAAAGUUGAGUGUGUUGGAGGGGGACAUCAGAGACGGGGAUUUCCUGAGAAAAAGCUGCCGAGGUGCAUCAAUCGUCUUCCACAUUGCAUCCAUCAUUGACGUUCAUGGCUCAGUGGAGGACAGUGAGCUAUACAGUGUCAAUGUCAAAGGAACGCAGCUGCUCCUGGAGGCUUGUAUUCAAGAGAACGUGGUGUCCUUCAUCUACACCAGUACCAUCGAGGUGAUGGGACCAAACUCUAACGGUGAACCCAUAAUCAACGGCAGCGAGGACACAGUUUAUAACUGCUCUCUGAAGUUUGCCUACAGCAAGACCAAGAAGGAGGCUGAGCAGAGAACCCUGCAGGCCCACAGCGAGGUGCUCAAUAACGGAGGCCGGCUGGCAACCUGCGCCCUCAGACCUAUGUACAUCUACGGGGAGGGCUGCCGCUUCCUGCUGGGCCACAUGGGCGACGGGAUACGAAACAAGGGCAUUUUGUUUCGUAUGUGUCAACCGGAGGCCCGAGUGAAUCCUGUGUAUGUCGGCAACGUGGCUAUAGCCCACCUCCAAGCAGCCCGCAGCCUCAAGGAUCCACAAAAAAGAAACGCUAUCGGAGGAAAGUUUUACCUAAUUUCUGAUGACACGCCACUUCUAAGUUAUUCGGACUUCAGCCACGUCCUGAUGUCCCCUCUGGGCUUCAGCAUUCAAGAGAAGCUCAUGUACCCGCUCCGCCUCCUCUACAUGGUCUGCUUCUUAAUGGAGAUGCUGUGCAUGAUGGUGCGACCUUUCGUACGCAUCGUCCCGCCCCUGAACCGGCAGCUCGUCACCAUGUUGAACACGCCGUUCAGCUUCUCGUAUGAGAAGGCUAAGAGGGAUCUGGGAUACGUCCCCAGAUACACCUGGGAGGAAGCACGCAAACGCACCAUUGAAUGGCUCGCGUCCGAGCUGCCAAAGGAGAGGGAAAGACUAAUUGCUAAAUAAUUCAUAAAGUUGUUAGUUCUAAGAAGUGUUUGAAUUACACCAUCUUCCUACAGCGACUGUAAAAACAAGAGUUAAGUGAAAGGAAUGGCAGCACACAUUCCAAAACAAGGUGAUCAUCACUGUUGCCUCAUUAUUCUGAUCAUUUUAGUAAAGAGUUUAGUUUGUAUUAUUUUUUGACUGAUAUUUCCAGCAGGAGUCGCCAAAGAUUCCUUCACAUAUGGGGUUUAAUUGUAGGCUACAUAAGCUCCACUUUGUAAGUGUGUUUUUUUUAAUGUUGGCUUUUUAGAUAACUGCCUCAACCUCAGGAGAGAUGAUGUAAGGUAGACAGUACAGUAAACAGUGUUAACUUAACCCUAUGAGGGAGAGGAGGGUUGGACUCACAACACACUAAAAGUUUAAAUACAAAAGUCUAGGUCUUGUAGCUUUGAUUCAUGUCAAUAUCACCUGAUGUUCCUGGACUGUCCUUGCAAUAUUUUCCUACUAUUAAAGUUUAUGGUGAGAAAAAAAACCUUA